AUGGAACAAAAUCCGGUAUAUAGUCCGGAUGCACAGCCCUUUGAACUAUUAAUAGAGGGUUAUAACAACAGGCUCAGAAAUCGCGCCCUGAACCGAACUGGAGAUAGCGGCUAUUUAACAAGUCCGGAUUCACCCAUAAUAUUAAUGGAUAAUUGGGAACGAUAUUUUCCGAGCCCAAUUCAUGAACCAUCGGUACCUCAAAAUACACCGUCACAAAAUACACCACCGCAGUACAAUGUAAUAUCGUCGCCAGAUUUAUUUCCAGAACUUGAAUCAUCGUCAUCUAUAGAUUCACCGAAUAUGUUAAUUCCUCGUGCGCCUAUAAGAUAA
This is a messenger RNA of Macrosiphum euphorbiae (potato aphid), 330 nucleotides long. Lineage: Eukaryota; Metazoa; Arthropoda; Insecta; Hemiptera; Aphididae. The record is from the annotation of a GenBank genome assembly.